Solanum tuberosum (potato) is the source of this 2957-nucleotide messenger RNA. Its product is annotated as putative late blight resistance protein homolog R1A-10. The transcript is spliced from 2 exons. The record is from RefSeq and is a predicted model, not a curated record. NCBI's taxonomy places the organism in Eukaryota, Viridiplantae, Streptophyta, Magnoliopsida, Solanales, Solanaceae. The coding region runs from base 1310 to 2647 and encodes 445 amino acids. Gene Ontology annotation, molecular function: ADP binding.
UAAAUACACAAGAGUAGUACAUUAUUUGAUAUCUUGAGUUACAUCUAAAAAUUAUUUUUGUUGUAAUUCCUCUCCAUAUUGACUUGAUGGCAGCUUAUACUGCUGUAAUUUCUCUUCUUCAAACUCUUGAUCAACCAAAUAUUUCAGAACUCUUUCAUGAUCAUAGUACUGAAAUGCUCAAUUCUCUUCGUGCUUCAGCUGAUAUUUUCAAGAUGUUCUUGAAAACACUAGCAAUGAGAAAAUCAAAUCUUUGGAGGAAGAUAUUAGAGUUGUUGUUAGUGAGGCAGAGGAUGUUGUUGAAAUGAAGAUUUCUGAAAUCAUCAAAGAAGAAAGCUGGACAUUUGGAAUUUUACAACACCAUGAUAUGCUACCAGUUGUUGAAAAAAUGGAUACGACAAAGAAACAAGUGAUGGAGAUUCUUUCUCAUGAUGCUGAUCAAAUUCUUGAAUUAACUGCGGAUUCCUUGAUUGGUGCUUCUUCUAUGAGUGAUCCAAUGCUGUCAGAUCACUUGAAAGAUGAUAUCGUGCAGGGACUUGAUGGUGACUUGGAGAUAAUAGAUAAAAGAUUGAGAGGACCAACGUCGUAUCUAGACAUUGUCACCAUAACGGGUAUGGGUGGCAUUGGCAAAACAACACUCGCUAAAAAAGCUUAUGAUCAUCUUCCAAUCAGGUAUCACUUUGACAUUUUUGUUUGGGUUACAAUAUCUCAAGAAUUUCGAUAUAGAAAUGUAUUGUUAGAAGCUUUACAUUGCAUUUCAAAGCAAAGAGUUAAUGUGAACACAAAAGAUUAUGUUAAGAUGAAUGCUAGUGAGUUAGCUGAUCUAGUGCAAAAGAGUCUAAAGGGUCCAAGAUACCUUGUUGUUGUUGAUGAUAUUUGGAGUAGGGAUGUUUGGGAUAGCAUAUCACAAAUAUUUCCUAAUCGCAACAAUGGGAGUCGAGUCUUAUUGACUACUAGGGAAACUGAUGUAGCAAUAUAUGCAAAUACUAGUAGCCCUCAUAAGAUGAACCUCUUGGAUUUAGAUAAUAGUUGGAAGUUACUUCGUGAUAAGGUGUUUGGACUAGAACACGAUCAUCCUCCCUAGUUGGAAGAAAUUGGAAAAAAAAUAGCAGAAAAAUGCCAAGGACUUCCCUUAAUAAUUUCAGUGAUUGCAGGGCAUCUCUCUAAAACGGUGCCCAAGACAUUAGAAAGUUGGAAGUAUGUUGCCAAAACAUUAAGUGAAAUCAUUGCUAGUCAUUCAAAUAAAUGCUUAGGAGUGCUCGGUUUGAGUUACCAUCACUUGCCUAAUCGACUCAAACCGUGCUUUCUUUCUAUGGGUGAUUUCCCAGAGGAUUUUCAAGUUGAAACUUGGAGAUUGAUCCAAUUAUGGAUCGCAGAAGGUUUCAUAAGGACGUCUUCUGGAAGUCAUGAAAGCUUGGAAGAAGUAGCUAAACAUUAUUUGGAGGAUCUUAUCAGCAGGAACUUGAUAAUGGCUAGAAAAAAAAGAUUCAAUGGUGAGGUAAAAGUAUGCGGAAUACAUGAUCUGCUGCGUGAGUUCUGUUUGAUAGAAGCUGAAAUGACAAAGUUUAUGCAUGUUGUGAGAACUCCAUUUUCACCAGGACAAAAGCCUAAUUUUCGUCGCUUCAGUAUUGAAAAGUAUAUUGAAGAUGCUUAUAAGCUCUUACCCCCUGUAGCCAGAUCUAUGUACUGCUUUUCUAACUUGGAUCUACCUUUUGAACCCCGUAUUAAGCUUCUCCCUAUAUUGCCCAUCUACCGUCAUGAUCCUAUAAUACAUGAAUUUUUCUCUUGUUUCAACCAUCUCAGGGUAUUGGCCAUCUUUCCUGCCUGGUUUGACUCAAUCUCAGAGCUUCUGAAUUUGCAAACUCUAAUUUGUGAUGCUAAUAUAAUGUAUAUAACUUUACCUCGGAAGAUAUGGAUGAUGAAGAACUUGAGGUAUAUACGUUUAAGGGCAGCCAGUUAUUUUCCAAGUCCUAGAAUAGAUAAGAAUCUUGUGACAGGGAUGCCAAAUCUAGAGGAACUUUUUGGUCUUUGUUACUCUAGUUGUACAAAUGAAGUUUUUUCUAGCAUCCCCAAUUUAAAGAGAUUGACCAUUCACGCACCUUUAAUGGUAGACAAUGUUCCAUAUCAUCUCUUGGAUAUGUCGAGCUUAAGAAAACUUGAGGCAUUCAAGCUUUCCUGGAGAUAUGUUUUUGCAAAGCCCAUCAAAAGAUUUGUUUUUCCAAAAUCACUUAGAAGAUUGUCUUUAGCUAGGUGUUAUAAGUUUAUUUGGGAGGAGAUAUCAUCAACUUUUAUCAAGUUGCCACAUCUUGAAGAGCUCAAACUUAAAUAUUGUCGAGCCGAUGAUGAUAUAUGGAGAUUGAAUGACAAAGACAUAUUCAAUCUCCAACAGAUUUUACUGAGCGAGCUAAAUCUUAAGCAUUGGGAAGCUAGCAGUGAUAACUUCCCUAAUCUAAAAUGCCUUAUUCUGAAGAAUUGCGAGUUCCUACAAGAAAUUCCAACAGAUUUUGGGGAAAUUUGUACUUUGGAAUCAAUUGAAUUACAUGAUUGCACCACUAUUUCUGAGGAUUCUGCCAGAAAUAUCGAACAAGAACAAGAGGAUAUGGGAAAUAAUAUCCUUAAGGUCUACAUUCGUAGCUGCCACACGGAUUGAAGCUUAUUUUGAGGGAUCAUCUAAUGCUAUUUUCCGAAUUGAGAACAGUGCAGUUCAUAUUUUGUUUUUAUAUUCUGAUCAUUUGUUAAAUUCAUGUUUUAGGAAUAAACAUGUUUAAUACAUUUCUCGGCCAAUUGUGUUUUUGUAUUUCGUAAAUGGUAACAAUUGAUGUACUGUAAUAUCUAUUUUGUUUUCGAAAUGAAUAAGCAUGUUCAAUCUAUUAUGCAUUGCCUACGGAGUAUAAGAAUUGCUGGUUUCACACUUUGAAUCUGUUUUCCUCUGUUCAUGUAUAAUACAUGUUUUUCGUUGA